GCCCGCGCCCUCAUGUAUCUUUCUUCCGCCAAGUACUUCUCUGGAUUUCAUCUUAAGCCUCAUUGCCAUGCCCCAUAAACGUGCCAAACGAUCCGUCCGGGAAAAAUCUCGUUCAGAAGCUGGUGCAGACCUUGCUCCGGAGAAGUAUGCUCUGAGCAAAGAAGAGAUUCCCAAGAGCCUCUCUAGGGUCCUGAACGCAGCAAAAAUUCAAGGGGAAUGGAGACAGAAAUACAAACGAGGGUCCGAGGAUGUAGGUCUUGACGGCGCUCCGCCGAAGAAAAAGCAGAAGAAGAAUCCCGUCGGUAGUGCUGAUGCAGACAAUAUGCAUAUCAAACCCGGAGAGUCUCUUGCGCAUUUCAAUAGGCGUGUAGAAACCUCCAUGCGCGGAACCGUUCGUGCAGCUAUGCAGACAUCAUCUGCAGUUGCACGAAAAUCUCGGAAGGAGGAAGAGGCGCUUGCCAAAGAGAAGAAAGCGAGUACUAAGCCCGCAGCUCCAACCAAAAGCUCCAAAGUCAAGUGUGCAUCAGACGAUGAGGGUGACGAUGAAAAGUUCGCACCCUCUAAGUCAACGCGACCAAAGGAUUUCACUCUCCUGUCGACUUCUGCUCCUCGGCGGCUGAAUGACAUCGUCCAGGCACCCCCGGAAUUCAAGAAACUCCCUCGGGGCGCAAAGGCGAAGUCCACUACCCCAUCGUCAACGCGAGGUCUCAAAGAGGGCGUCCUUUCUAUGGCUCAGAAGGCCAUGAUGGAGGAGGAGCGUGAGAGGGUAAUAACGUUAUAUCGGGAGAUGAAGAAGAAGAACUUAGGAGAUACGUAGUCGAUAUCUUGGUGUGAGUCUGAAUUGGCUAUCCUCCAAACUUCGGCUUCGGGGAGUAACAGUCCUUGCAAUUCUUUCCUAUGGAUACGGACAUCUCCCGAAUCCUGCUCUCACACGAGGAGUUUCAGACAAGGGAUGAUCGAUGACAUCCUAACUACUGCAGAUGGACUUGCUGCACUGGUAGUUUCGUCGCAGGAAUACUUUUCUGUUUGCGCCAUUGUCGUCAUGCAUGUUAUUCAGGGCAUGACAGGCAUUGCCACACUAUGUACUACAUAGCAACCAAAGAUUGUAUUGUGUGUACGAACGAGCUACUUUGCACGAGGCA
Molecule: messenger RNA, 1142 nt
Organism: Somion occarium
Lineage: Eukaryota; Fungi; Basidiomycota; Agaricomycetes; Polyporales; Cerrenaceae
Source: the annotation of a GenBank genome assembly